AUGAGCGAACAAAGCGAAGACACUGAUGCCGAAAUUAAUAACUUGUUUGAAAUCGACGAAACAAUUUUGAGUGAUUUUGUUAUGCAUUCAGACGAUGCACUUCCAUCAACUUCUACAACUCAUAAUGUACAAUCUCUAACCGAUGCUGUUUUCGAGCCUUCUCACUUAAGCAGCUACCGGAAUAGGAUUGAUGCAAGUGUUGAUGAACAGCGAAAGUAUCGUCAAGUUCUGGCAGGUUUGAGCAACAAGGUAGAGAAGUAUCGACAGCGUACGGCGAAAUCAAUAGCUCAAUUGAAUGCUUUGCAUGUUCCAUAUGUCGAUGCCACCGGUGAUAUCGUUCACGUUUUGCCACGUUCACCCGAAAUGUUACGCGUUGGACCUGAUGGGCUAAGUGCAAAUCCUCUGUUGUCUUCAUCUUUCAUUGAUACCGGUUUUAAAACAAAAUCGCCUGAUAGCUCUACUGAUGUAAUCAUUCAGCAGUUACGUGAUGAACAAAUAAGGAAUGAUAGCUUGGAAGAUCUAAAUGAUAUAUAUCGGGAACAAGCAGAAGUUGCUAUACGUACAAAUCAAAGUUUGAAAGACGAAUUGCUGAAAACUCAGAAAGAAUUAAUGAAAGUAAUACAUGAAAGGGAAAUAGAACGAUGCCUGCUACGACAAAACAAUGAAAAAAGAAAACGUACAAUGGAUGCCGAGUACCAGCAUAUUCUUGAAUUAUGGGUAUCUUUCAACAAACUUCGACGACAGGUUAGAGAUUUGCGAACGGAAACUGAAAGUGAUUUGGAUCGGCAACGAACCGAAUUCGUACGUUGUGCAAAUAGUAUGGAAGCACUUGUUUGCCAAGCUGAAAUGAAGCGGAAACAUGCUGCAUUGGAAGAAACAAAGGGUGAAGAUGCGGUGAAUGAUUUAUUGAAAAAAUAUGAAGAUGUGGCUGCUCGAACUAUUAAGCUGGAAUACGAGUUGAAUGAUUCCAAUCGUCGGAUUGCGUUCAUGGAAGGUCUUGUUAAGAAAGCCAAUGAAGAACGCGAUGCUGCAAAGGAUUCUUUGAAGAAAAUUCAUUUAAUACCGGAACUGGAUGAAAUACGCGGUCGACGAACCCGUUCUGUUAGUCCAGAUGGAAUAUUAGGCUAUUUUAACACGAUUCGUUUGGUGCGUGCCGCACUGCAAGACAAAAGCAACGAAAUUAAAGAUUAUAAAAGAAAAUGUAGCGAAUACCAGGAUAAAUUAUCUGAACGUGAAAAUCGACUAACUCGUAUGGAAGAAUUACGGAGAAAGAACGAUGAAGAAUUUGUAGACCUUAUGAAAGCGAAUAAUCAAAUACGACGAGAAAAAGAAGAAAUUGAACGGAACUUCCGGCGUUUAAAUGAACGAUUUGAGCGUUUAGAUACUGAGAAAAAUGAGACGCAAAAGGCAAUUGAACAGCUUCAAAAUGAAAUUCAGUUACUUAACAGUAAUCAUCAGGAAACGUUAAAUGAAAUAUUCAUGAAGCAACAAGAAGAACUUGCUGAGCGUCGAAAAUAUUUUGAAGAUGAGAUGGAAGAACGCGACAUGGACAGUACCCAAAGACUAUUGAUCUUAAAGAAUGAACUUGAAAAGUACAAAAAUGAAGUGGAAGAACUUCGGGAUCAACUUCGAAAUGCUCAAGCUGAUUGCGUGGCAGAGCAUCGUCGAAUGGCUGAAAAAGAAAAUAUCAUUCUUGAACAACAGUUAGCACUGCGGAAUUCACGUGAUGAAAAUAACGGUAUUAGAAUUGCGAGUGAAGCGAAAGAUAUACGUAUUGCAGAAUUGGAGCGACUUACCAUCCAUUUAAAAUUGGAAACGGAACAGAAGGAUGAAACUUUGGGUGAACUUCGAAAUGAAAAGUCAGUUUUGGCAACCGAAAAUGCUUCGCUGCUGUCAAAUAUCAAUAUAUUACGUGCUAACAUGACUGAAAAUAAGAACAUAAUGGAGCAAAAUGAGGAGGCUUUGGAAAAUGCCACCACAAAAAUUUCUGAAAUUACGAAGCAAUUGAAAGAUCGUGAUCAGAAAAUUUUGUUGCUGGAAAAAGCAGUGACAGACUAUGAAAUCAAAAUUGAUUCGACAAAUGAGCAAAUUCUUAAUACUAAGGUGGAGCAGGCGAUGAGAAAGGAAGAAUUGGAGCAAAGUACUGGAAAGAUUGUGGCACUCAACCAAGAAAGAGCGAAACUUUUGAAAGAACGUUCGGACUUGGAAGAUGAGCUUGGUCGAAUAUCUAACGUUACAGUUAAACUGGAAAAAAAGAUAACAGAUCUAGAAAACUGCAUUCAAAGUCAUGUUGCCCAAGAAGCAGUACUUCAUGAUGUUUUGGAACAGUAUAAAGUGAAGGAGCGCGAAAUAUCACAGGCAUUAUCUGAAUCACAGUUCGAAAUAUCCCGAUUGAAUGAAAUCAAUGAUAGAAUUAAAUCGGAGCAUAGUGCAGAAUUGAAGCGUGUACACUACGAAUACAGAGAAAUAGAGAAAAAAGUUAUCACCCAAAAGAAAACCGAAAUUGAGAAUUACGAUGAGACAGUAUUUGCUCUGCGUAAAAAUAAGGAACAUUUGGAGAAAUUGCUAGCUGGAACCGAAGAAAAAAUGAAAGAACUUUCUUUGCGAUAUGAAAAUGUAACUUUUGAAAAAGAAAACUUGCGUACUCAGUUGGAUACAGAAAAAGAACGGUGCGAAAAAGAAAUGAGUUCGUUACGGCAACAACUGGAUGCUAUUAAAGAACAAUAUCUUGAGGAAAUGGCAGAAUGGGAAAAAAUCUGUACUGAGAAAGACAGUUCAUACAACUUGAAAGUAUUGAAAAUGGAGAAUGAUAUGAAAGUGUUAAAUGAUAGACUCCAACAAAGUGAAGAGGCACAGUUCAAUUUGAGGCGCAAAAUGGUGGAUUUAAAUUUGCUAGUUGAUCGCGAAAAAGAUACUGUUAAAUUAUCGCAAUCGGAAAUAAGCGAGAAAGACAAAGAAAUGAAGUUAGAACUGGAAAAAUUGGAUCAAGAACGCCGGAAAUGGGACGAAAACAUAAAAUUAAAAGAAGAUGAGCUUACGAAAGCACGUUACAAUAUUGAAAGCUUACAAACAAAAUGUUUGGGACUAGAAAAGACGCUUCAGUUUGUUGAAAGCCGUUUAGACAAAAAAACACAAAAUUUGUCGACGGCUGAAAAUGAAUUGAAACAGAUGGAGGAUCAAAUUACAUUACACAGAAAUGAGAAAGCUGCUCUCAAAAGUAUUCUUGCGGAUAAUGAACGAGAAAAGAAUGACCUGAAAACACAACAAGAAGAGUUGAAAACUUCAUUGCAGGAAGCUUGCCUUCAAGUAGAAGAAAUGAAAGGUAACGAAGAGAUCUUGCUAAAAGAGAUUGAAAUGAUAAGAAGCAAACUGCAUGAAGAGGAGAAGCGAACACAGGAAUUAUCAAACGACUUGAAACAAUUAAAGAAUGAAAACAAGAAGCUGGAGAUGGUACUGUCAGAGAGAACGGGCGAUUUAUCAAGCUUGACAGCUCUGUCCGGCCAAUCCGAGAACAUACAAAAGCAGGCGAUGAAGGAACUGGAAAAGGAAAGACAAAAGCGCUAUGAAACUGAAAAAACGAUAGCAGCUUUGCAAGAUGAAAAUGAAAAACUGUCAAGUGAUCUAACAUAUACGCGUAGUGUUUUGGAGCAAAAAACUGCAACAAAUCAGCGAGCAAUAGCUGAUAUCGUAAAAAACUAUAAGGCCGCAGAAAAAGGUCGCAUUGAAGCCAUGUGUGAGAAGGAAAUUAUUGUUGACGAAUUGAACAGUUUGAAAAAUCUAUUGGCUACUGGAGAUGCGAAACGAAUGAAUAUUGAACAGACAUUAGCAAAAUCUGAAAUGUCGCGGAAAGAACUUGUGAAAAAAGUGGCACAUUUUGAAAAUAGCGCUAGAAGAGCACUUAGUUUUGCAAAAGCUCGUAAUCUAUUACCAUUUCGAUCAUGUGCUUCAGAAAUUGGUACAAAAGUGAUAAAUCGAGAUCUUUCGCGAUCAGGUGAAGGAUCCCUGCGUCGUAGCAAUUCAGCAUCUUUUCCUCCUCAUGUACGUUUUGAUCUAAACUCUGACGUCGAAUCGAUUAGUCUCGAAAAUUUAGAUAUAAGCUCAUCCGUUGAAAUAACAUUUCGGUAUUUGAAGGAUCGCAUUGACGAGCUUGAACAAGCCAGGGCUAACGAAGCAACCACACUUAUUCGUUUGAAAGCUGAUAGGGAACGGGCAUCGGAAGAGAGUCAAAAGAGUCUAGAUAAAGUCCAUUCACUGGAGCGAAAACUAGUUGAUCUCGAAAAAGAUAAACAGCUCUUGGAAUCACGUCUUUCAAGUUCACGGCAGCUCCUAGUUUCACAGGAGGAAAGUCUUCGAGCCAAAGAAGUUGAAAGCAAAGCAUUGAAAACUCGGGUAGUCAGCGCUGAUCUUCAUACUCGUGAUAGAGAAGCUCGCCUUUCCUUCUUAAAUGAAGAAGUAACAGCUUUGAAGAAGGAGCUAUCAGCAAUGGAAAAUGAACGUAAAAAAUUAGAAAAAUUUCGGGUGAUGUGGGAAGAAGAGCGGUUGUUAUACGAAUCGGCUUGUAAAGAUGCAGACAAAAAGGUAGAGCAAUACUGGACAGAUAUGAAGUCACUGAUUUCUACUAACGAGAAAUUGGAAGAACGUUUGAAUGAAACGGAACAUUUGCUUUCAAGAACACGACAACAAUGUGGAGAACUGGAAAAAGCGAACAGAGAAUACAAAAAUAUGCUUGAGCAAACGAAGGUAGAUGAAAGCCUAGGAGAAGAUCGACGAAAACACGACGAUCGCAUAAUUACCAGUGACUCGGAUUUAUUGUCAAAAUUAAGUGUACUAAAGCAUGAAUACGACAAUUGUUUGCUUCGAUUACGAGCCAGCGACUCAGAAAAACACUCGCUUAAAAAUGAUCUGAAUGAAGCAAGAAAUCGACAAAAGCAAGCAUCUCAUAGAAUUGCCAGCAUCCAACAUAAAUUGGAAGAGCUACUUGCGGAGAAGAACCGUAUACAGGAGCGUUUAAACAUCAUGGAAAAGCGAGAAAGGGAUAGUCAACACACUGAAAAGAAUAUACGCACAGAGUUGGAAAAAUUGCGAACUGAGAAAAUCGUGCUGCUUGCGGAAAAUGAAGAAUUGAAACGAAAUUUAAGUAGAGUUGAGGUGGAACGUCGAGAAUUUGAUGCUUGUUGUGCACGUCUUGAAAGGGAGCGCUUAGCUCUAAAACGAAACAUUGAAAUGUUGGAGACUGAAAAGCAACGGACCAAUGCAGCAAUGCAUCAAAUAACAUCCGAACGUGAGGCAUUGGACAAAUCGUUGACAACGAUGGAAAAGGAGAAUAUGGAAUUGUACAGGAAUUGCACACAAUUGCAAAACCAGGUUGUCCAGCUGGAAAAAGAAAAUAAUUCGCAUUUGGUUAAAGAAUCUGCAACACAAUUAAGAGCUUUGGAAAAUAAGCUGACUCAAGCUCAACGUGAAAGGCAGCAAAUUGAGCGGUUACUUGAGCAGCGAGAAUUAGCAUGUGCGCAAAAGAUUAAACUGUUCGAGUCAAAAAUAAUGGUACUUAAAGAACAAUUGGAUGCAGAACGGAAAAGACGACUGGAGGUCGUGGGGCGAAAAUCGGUUGUUCAACGGGAUCUUCGAGAAUUAAGGUCAGAUUUGGAUGUUUCUAUCUUAUCAAUGCGCCGGCUUUCAUUACACUUGCCACGAGAACAUUACGAGCUAGCUGCUGGAGCACGAAUUCGAGCACAGAGUUUUAGCAACAACUCUAUCAUAUAUUGA
Cercopithifilaria johnstoni is the source of this 5766-nucleotide messenger RNA. NCBI's taxonomy places the organism in Eukaryota, Metazoa, Nematoda, Chromadorea, Rhabditida, Onchocercidae. The record is from the annotation of a GenBank genome assembly.